CCCCGGGUUUAUGGGGGGCUCAAGGAGGGUUCGCGUCGAAACCGAGCGGAAAUCGGGAGAGGGGGGGAAAGGAGAGGGAGAUGCAGCGAGCCGCCGCUUCGCUGCUCCUCCGAACUCUGCGAUCGCGAGGGUUCUCCUCGUCGAGCUCCGACAAGAUCAUCGCCACUGUCCUCUUCGAGCGCCUUCCUGUCGUCAUCCCCAAGAUCGAUCCCGUCGUGUACGCCUUCCAAGAAUUCUCGUUUCGGUGGAGGCAGCAAUACCGGCGAAGGUACCCUGAUGAGGUCUUGGGAAGGGGCGAUGCCAGGGGAAAAGGUGACUACCAAAUUGAUUAUGUGCCUGCUCCACGAAUCACAGAAGCUGACAAAACCAAUGACCGGAGAUCAUUGCAGAGAGCACUAGAUAGAAGACUUUAUCUUCUCCUCAAUGGUAGCACAUAUGGAGCUCCUGACAAGAAACCUGUUUGGCAUUUCCCAGAAAAAGUAUAUGAAAAUGAAGAGACUCUGCGACUGUGUGCAGAAUCAGCAUUGAGAUCUGUACUUGGAGGACUUCAUCAUACGUAUUUUGUUGGCAAUGCUCCUAUGGCCCACAUGGCUGUAGAACCAAAAGAAGACUCGUCAGAUACUCCAUCCUUUAAGAGAUUCUUUUUCAAAUCACAAGUAAUUGGUACCAGCAAACUCCAUAUUGGAAAGUGUCAGGACUAUGUAUGGGUGACCAAGGAUGAAUUAAUGGACUACUUUCCAGAGCAAGCUGACUUUUUCAACAAGAUGAUUAUUAGUUAAAUGUUAUCUUGGAGCUGAUACAAAGUUUUUCUUUAAGUGGCAGUCAUCACUUUCCAUGGUCCCAUCUUGUUGGAGUAUAUCUAAUGUCUAAUUGUUGGUUUGUGCUUUGUGCUACGAAAAAAACGAGGAGGUUUCCUUAAAAUAGCUGUAAGCUGCUGUGACGUCUUUUCAAUGCAAAAAUUCAACCUUCCUAUCUGUUGGUUAAGAUGAUUGUACUUUUUUUCUGUCACAUAACCAGGACUGCAGAUGACAUCUGCAAACAAUUUUUUGAUGUUAGUCUUCCAUUUGCUGUAAUCUUUUAGUUGCUGUACACAAUUGUGUAUGUUUACCAUCCUUUUGCAGUUAGACAAUAAUUUUUUUUAAAAUUUAUGGAUC
Molecule: messenger RNA, 1154 nt
Organism: Phoenix dactylifera (date palm)
Lineage: Eukaryota; Viridiplantae; Streptophyta; Magnoliopsida; Arecales; Arecaceae
Gene: DECOY
Product: decoy
Cellular component (GO): mitochondrial large ribosomal subunit
Molecular function (GO): structural constituent of ribosome
Source: RefSeq, a predicted model, not a curated record